Uranotaenia lowii is the source of this 5301-nucleotide messenger RNA. Its product is annotated as centrosomal protein of 162 kDa-like. Gene Ontology annotation, biological process: cilium assembly. Lineage: Eukaryota; Metazoa; Arthropoda; Insecta; Diptera; Culicidae. The transcript is spliced from 7 exons. Gene Ontology annotation, cellular component: centrosome; centriole; axonemal microtubule. The record is from RefSeq and is a predicted model, not a curated record. Bases 229 to 3048 code for a protein of 939 amino acids.
AAGUCCUGAUGUAUAAGGUCCUGAUGUCAUCUGGCUAGAACACAAACAGAAAAAAAAUACGUGCGAAAAGAAAAUUUUAUUGGCGUUUUCGCUUCGAAGCUAUCGUUUAGUUGAAUUUUACCCUCAAAUCUUCUAAUUUACCGUGAAAUAUCUGUCCGCUUUGUACGAUUAUUAAUUGCUGUUUGCGAUGGAUGUGAACUGAUUAAGUUAAGGGCGACGGUUUAAGCCAUGUCCCGAGUGCAAAAAUUACUUCCGCCUCAACAAGAUAAAGUUCCGCCGGAGGGCGUGAACACUGGCGUCGAUCUAGGGAUGCAAAAGCUUUUAGCUGCCCAACAGCAGCAACUGGAUGACAUAACGAGCGAAUCGUCCUUCCUGGAGUUCCUCCGGAACGAGCAAAGCUGCCUGGCCGCGGUAAUUUCUAGCGGCAGUAAUUGUGUGGGGAUAGGGAAAAAUGGUAAUGGUGAAAAUAGUGAUGAAGUGGAUGUGAAUAUUAUUUUCGACCAAGUGAACCAAUUGGCCGGUUCGGCUGGGAACGAUGAACGGGAAGUGGACGAAAUCCUUCGGGAAGCGGAACAGUUAAUUCGGAAGCAACCGGUUCUAGUGGGUAGCAUAGGGGAAAACUGGUGUCAGUUUCCCGAUGAGGCCAACGGGUUGGGUGAAAUGCGGAGGGUUACGCGUGACAUGAGGGAUAUAUCGUGUGAAUCGACGCCGAUGGAGAUGCGUAACGGUGUGUUGGAGGAACUGGAAGCGAUAGCCCGCCGGGAGGAGGAAAGUAAACAUCUUACUGAAAUGCUUUUAUUCGAUGGAGAUGACGAUUUGCCGGUGAAGGAUUUAUCUCGCAGGAAGAGUUUUGUAAUCAGUACCGAUAACUUCAAGAACUCCCAUCAGGAUCAACAUCACCAACAGAGACCUCACAUUACGCCAAAUGAAACCUUUGUCGUUCAAGGUACGGUGCUUAACGACAUGCGCACCAAGAAGAAUGUGGGAUCUUCAGUAACUGCAAUUGGCGGAGGAAGAACUACCCCAGGUACUCUCAGUGGCCAGGGAAGUAAGGCUUCAACGCCCAAAAAGCGAAUAGGAUCGAGGCCGUCGUCUGCUGCUGCCAGUUCAAGCCACCAGUUUCCAAGAAAGUCUGUUAAAGAUAAUAAAGAAAAUCAGUUAUGUAGCCAAUCUCGCAUACGAGAUUUGGAAGAGAUUUAUAAUCUAACCUUAAAUGACUCCCCGAGAACAAGGACACCAUGCCCACCGUCUCCACCGUGUGCCACUACCACCAGGGAUCGUACUUUUUGCGACAAAUCGACUGCACCCUCUCCGACGCAUGCGACGCCUGAACCGAUUGUUGGCGCUUUCAGUUGGUCCAAAGAGCGCGAGCUAGAGGGCAGCAUUUCCGAGCUACAGGAAAAGUUAAAAGACACCGAGGAGCGCUACGAGAGUCUUAAAAUACAAUACGACAAUUUGUCUCAGGUGCAUCGAACACUGCGCGAAAACCAUGGCUCGAUUCAGGAGGAAAGCGACAAACUGAAAUUAGAAGUACAACAUCUAACGGAAUGUGCCAAUGUACUUAGAUCGGAGUUGCAUUCAGCUCGUGGUGAUCGGGACGCGGCACUAGAGCUGCAGAAGAUUCUGCAAUCGGAGCUGGAGGAAUCGCGGAGGGACAAAAAGCGCUACCAAGAACUGAACGAGAAGGAUACGAAGACCAUCCAGGAUCUGCAGCGACAGUGCCGUGAGAUGGAACGCAUCCUGAUGAGAAAACAUCCCGAUUCGGUAUCAGCUCUUAUUGUGGCCAGCAAGAAUACAGCAAACAACAAACCGGCCGAAGAUGCUUCCCAAACUCGUAAGCUGCUGGAACAGCGAAUCGCGCAGCUGGAAGCGGAUGCUAAAGAGCAAGACGCCAAGGCUCAAGGUAUACUGGCCAACGUGCAGGCGCGCUUCAAUUCCGUGCAGUCCAAGUACGAAACGCAUAUUGCGGAUUUAGAGAUGCAAGUGCUUAGUCUGCAGGAGAUUAACUGCAAAUUGAAUGAGAAAAUUGUCCGGCAAAUGGACGAACUGUCCAGUAUUACAAGUCAUGCGGCUGUUUCCAUUCCUGCUCCUAUUAAAGCGACCAAAACCAGCACCAGCUUUUCGCAAACCGAAGAUUUUCCUGAACGGGAAUGUACUAAAACUCGUUCAAUUUCAGUGCAAACGGAUAGUCGUCUAACUGGAACCGGAUUGGUACGAGGACAGCAGUCUGGCAAACGAGCGUCCUCUGCCUCAGCUGGAAAUAAGCUUCCCAAUUCUUUGUCCGACUCGCAAAUUCAAGGCCGAGAAGAUGCUCACCUAAUGGCCACGAUUCGUGGCAUGCGGGUCGAUUUGGCCAUAAAAGAAAAGGCUGUCCAAAGGCUGACCCGAGAGGUUGAAGACUGCAAGAAAACCAUUAAGAAAUUGCAGAAAGAAAGAGAUACGUAUUUGAAACCCGAUGGAAAGUUACACAAUUCUUCUUCCUCGGGGAAAGGCAAAUUCUAUGAUCCGUUGCAGUAUUCUGAUAGUUCAGAUGGGUCCGCUUUGAAAGAUGCCCAGCUAAAGAUUAGACUUUUGGAAGCCGAUUAUAAAACUUUGCAUGAUAAAAGAUUGCAGGAUCUAAAAACUCUGCAGGCCGCCCAUGAACGCGAACUGGCUGCAUGUCAUGAAUCGGUUCGCAUACUACAGCAGCGACUUUCGGAAAGGGAGGAACACGCGCAAACCAAAGAGAAGCGUAGACCAAAUCAUAAUAACGAUUACUACGCUCUGAAAGCUAAGGUUACAUCGUUGGAACGUCGCCACACCGAACGGGAGCAACGUUUGCACUUGCUUGUCGAGGCACUCAGCAAAGGAGGUAAGUUGAACGGUGUUCACUUGCGAGCCCUGUCUAGUGGUGGCGGUAGUGCUUCUGCUAAUGGCGGGUCCAACCUUGCCAACAAUCGCCAACAUCACCGGCUACAUCAGAGCCCACAUGACGUCAUCAUUAGUGAUGACAAUGCCUUUUUGGCAACCCAUCUACAAGCAAACGCCACCGUCGGAGGAGAUUCGUAAAGUCGUUCUUUUUCUACUUUCGUCAAUGUUCUUUUGCACUAUCUCUGGUUGUCUUUUUUACACGGAGAACAAUCUUCGUUCUCUAUCAUAGAUGUUUUUAUUUAGCGAUUAAUGUUUGGACAUUUUUAAAAGAAAAAAUAGAAUAGUCAUUGGAUGCGACUGUGCGACAAAAAUGUUAAAGAAUAAAAACCUGCUAUGUUCCUAAUAACGACCGUUCAAGAUCUCCAACAGUUACAUAUAUUUCUCUAACAUUGUAAUCUAUGAACCUACAAAAAACAAAUUUUACUCAAUGCAGUUUAACACCUACGAUACAACUUAAAGCUAAAGAAAAACUUAAUCUUUAUUUAUUACAUGUAUUUAUCAAUGAGACUUACGGCUAAUUUUAAACGAUUCAACACGAAGCAAAAACAUGACUUUUAUUUUUCGAUUGAGGGAAUGUGAUUUUUUGAGAGACUGCCAGUGUGUUAAAUGUAAGUGUACUGAAAGUAAAGGGAAACCCUCGAAAAUUUGUAUCGAUGUUAAAACGCGACCAAUGCGCGCGGAACUAUGGUGAAUCAAAUUCAUCGAGCUGGAUUACGGCCGGAGAUACAGCUUUGUUGUAGCGUUUCGUAGAAGAAGUAGAUAUGUGUGUGUCAGUGUCUUAUUGUCAAUUAAGGAUAAGGGAAAUUAUAAGAGUAAAUGACAAAAACGUUGCGAAACGUCCACGAGAACAGUGAGUUUGAACAUGAAUAACAACCAUUCCAAACUUUGAACCACGUGCAUGAGAACCACGGGGAAUUUGAAUCGAUGAAGCUUGAGCUAGAAAAAAAUAAUCUCAAAGAACAGAUGUAUUAGAUUCGAUAGGUUUCGUUACUGUAUUUUGUUUUCUGUUUUGUUUAUCAUAAAUCAAUUAUCAUUCAGAAAUCAAAUAUAAUGGUGCAGACAAUAUCAGAAUUUGACCUUAUGUUAAGGUCAUCAUUGUUUGAAUUGUCAACCAACUCUACUUAAAAUUAUAACACUGUUAUCAGGUUAAUGAAGAUUAAUUUCUAUAACAUAAAGGACGCAUGUUUUGGGUAAUUUAGGGUCAGUUUUCUUUUGUGCGUUGAUAUUAUUUUCUCAAACAUUCAAAGGCACGGUAGUUACAGGUUAUCUUGUUUUCCUGUCUGUUCUCUGUAUUCAAACUGUAGAAUGCUUAGAUGAAUAAUUUCUUUGUAGCAUCGCUUUAGCUUGAUUGUUUAAUUCACUGUACAAUACUGACCAUAAUAUAAGUUAAGUGUCCAUUUAUUUGAAAGUACAAUGAGAAACGUAAACGGCGCUCCUUCAAAUGAUCGGGAUGCGAUUUAGAGACUCUCCAGAUAACGUCUCGUUUGGAAAAGAGAUUCAAAGGUGUCGUUCAAAUCUCUGAGAAUCGCAUCAACAAAACUUUUUCGACAUAUUUAGCUCGACUCAUCGGUACUUUUUAGCUGAAAUUUUGAAACAAAUGUUAGAGACAAGUGUUCAACAGAAGAAUAGCCGAGAAUAAGUAUUUCCUCAACUGGCCUAGUCCCUUUACUCGAUCUCAGCUUCUGGAUUGCGAAAAAAAACAUAUUUUUUUGCUAAGUAUGAUUAAGUUAGUUGUAAAAUUAUCACUAUCAAAAGUUUAUAAUAAUACAUUUGUAUUGCCAACGAAUAAAGUAAUCUUCGUUUAUUUUUCUGUUCAAAUUGUGAAUUUAUGGGACAAUGAGUCAAUAGGAAGUAUUGUUAUCGAAGCCAUUUGUAGUCACGAAGACUCUCAAAAUAGUGAUGUGAAAAAUCUAAUUCCGUUCAUUUUCAUAUGAUAGCAGUAAAACUUACUGCAGAAGAAAGAUAAUCUAAACCGUUCCAAACUUCAUUAGCUAAGCGUAAAAUUCGUUUGCCAUCUGAGUAAAAUUUAUUUCGCGGUAGUCAUCUUAAAAGUUUAUAGCAGAAAACAUGUAGAGAUCAAGCAACAUUGGAUGACAAUAGAUUCGGGUAAACCGUAAAAGAGAAAGAAAACAAAAUACUUAUUUAUUUUUUUAAAUCGUACUGGUAAAUUAGGAAGUUUUAAAAAAAUGUUACAUUUAGUUCGAAAUUUCAUUAUCUACUUACCUACAUAGGAUUAGAUCCAUUCUUUUCCAAUAUAUUACAAUAUACCUAGUUGUAGUACUGGUUACGAUGUAGAGUGUAGCAAACAACGCUCAGCUGAAUAUUUAUCGUUCCAGCUCAGGCGUUAGCACCUGGUUGGGAAAGACCGUUCGAUUGAGUCAGUAAUAAAUA